Pedinophyceae sp. YPF-701 is the source of this 1392-nucleotide messenger RNA. The record is from the annotation of a GenBank genome assembly. Lineage: Eukaryota; Viridiplantae; Chlorophyta; Pedinophyceae.
AUGGACCUCAUCGUCAACUCGCUGUAUUCCAACCGCGAGAUCUUUCUGCGGGAGCUCGUCAGCAACGCGUCGGACGCGCUGGACAAGAUCCGGCUCGCGUCGGUGCAGAACGCCGAGGUCCUCGGCGCCGCGACGGACCUCGAGAUCCGCAUCCGCGGAGACCAGGACUCCGGCACGCUGGUGAUUGAGGAUUCAGGAGUGGGGAUGACGCGCGAGGAGCUGAUCAGCUCGCUGGGCACGAUCGCGCGCUCCGGGACGCGCAAGUUCAUGGAGGCGCUCAAGGAGCAGCAGGCCGCGGGGGACUCGAACCUCAUCGGUCAGUUCGGCGUGGGCUUCUACAGCGCCUUCUUGGUGGCGGACCGCGUGACGGUGGAGACGAAGAGCAACGACGACGAGUCCGCGUGGCGCUGGGAGAGCCUCGAGGGCUCGCACGAGUACAAGAUCGCCAAGGCGGACGCGGCGGACCUCCCCCGCGGCACCCGCAUUACGCUGCACCUGAAGGAGGAUUGCAAGGAGUACACGCAGUGGCCCAAGCUGCAGGAGCUGAUCCGGACGUACUCGGAGUUCAUCUCGUUCCCCGUCAAGGUGUUCCAGGAGGUGCAGGACCCGAGGGAGGUCGUCGACGAGGAGGCUACCAAGGCGGCGCAGGAGGAGGAGGACAAGAAAGCCGCGGAGGAGGGCCGCGAGGCGACCAAGGUGGAGCCGACGAUGAAGACGGAGUUCGAGAGCAGCUGGCGGUACGAGGCCGCGAGCGACAACAAGCCGAUCUGGGUCCGCCCCGCGCGGGAGGUGACCAAGGAGGAGCACGAGCAGUUCUUCCAGACGACCUUCAAGGAGUUCGUGCCGCCGCUGGCGUUCAACCACUUCAACGUCGAGGGCACGAUCGAGUUCAAGGGCAUCCUGUACGUGCCGGGCAUGGCGCCGUUCGAGGGCCUCAACCCCAUGAAGUCGACGCGGAACAUCCGGAUGUACGUCAAGAGGGUGUUCAUCAGCGACGGGUUCGACGCCGAGCUGCUCCCGCGGUACCUCUCGUUCAUCAAGGGCGUCGUCGACUCCUCGGACCUCCCGCUGAACGUCUCGCGCGAGAUUCUGCAGGAGUCGCGCACCACGCGCGCCAUCCGGAAGCAGCUCGUGCGGCGGUCGCUCGACAUGCUCAAGGACCUGCAGGAGAACGCGGAGGACUACAAGCGAUUCUGGGAGGCCUUCGGGAACCAGCUCAAGAUGGGCGUGAUCGAGGACGAGCCCAACCGCGCCAAGCUGGCGCCGCUGCUGCGCUUCUCGUCCUCGCAGUCCGCCGACGACAUCACCAGCCUCGAGGUGCGCGCGGAACCGACGCUGCUGCCGCGGCGGCCGUUGCUCGUCGCGUCGCCGGCUUUGUUGCUGCGCUUUUAA